CCGCCCUCAUAUGCAAAUGAAGCUCCAUAUCCGUCGGCGGAAGCGGCUCGCGUCUGUCAGAGAGAUUUCGCCUGCUUUAAAGGCGCAUUAAAAUAGAACCGGACCCGAGCAGAGAAGCAACACCACAACAGCAGCAACAAUAGCUCUGACAGAGACAAACACACACACAAACACAACCAGCAGCACGCGCUGACGUCAGGGUUCUUCUGUUCAUCCAGACAGAAGACACGACACUGCUCUCGUAUGCAAUCGGACUGGAUAUUUAUGAAGCUUUCAAGGCUUUUUGAUUGAUCGGUCACUCCAUGGGGAUUCUCCGGUGCUUUCCGUCUGGUUUCUCCUGCCCUUCACCCCUCGGCCUGCCCUCCGCCCUCUACAGCACCGCCUCUAUACAAAUCAUGAAACUGGUAUUAACUGAAUGGCAAUUGAUAUGGAUUUUUACUGUUUCCAGUAGACAGUAAACACACCUUCACACACAGACACAAACACACACCAGUACAUGCACAUACACACACACAUACACCCACACACACACACUCACCCACACAUACACACUGACAUACAUCACACCAGCGGGAGUGACCUCAUGAUAGAGUCAUAUCCUCCCCUGUCCGACCCAAAUCCCCCGACUCGGCCCGUCCCAGGGCUCCGGCAGGAGGCCUUAUUCAAACGCCACGUUUCAGGAUAUAUACCAAUCCACGGCUGAGCUCCUCGACGGAAAGGCUUUGUUCUUCCUAGAUUUGUGUGUGUUUGCCGUUGGCCGUGCGUGGAGCCACACGUGACCCGUGCUCCGAGUGCAUGCCGACGACAGCGAGGAUGGCCCCGCAGAACACCGAGGCCGACGCCGUGCAGAUGCAGGCCCUGGGGCCGCCCGCGGAGAAACACGGAGGAGGGGGCGGGGCUAAUGGAGUGGGCGGGGUCGGAGGGCAGGGCUUGGAGUGUCAGGAGGAGUCCGUCAGUGAGGUUUCUAUAGACCGGAUCCCACUGCGCCAGUGGGUGAUGCACGGAGCCGUCAUGUUCGGGAGAGAGUUCUGCUAUGCCAUGGAGACGGCGCUGGUCACGCCUGUGCUGCUGCAGAUCGGUCUUCCGGAGCAGUACUACAGCCUGACGUGGUUCCUGAGCCCCAUCCUGGGCCUGAUCUUCACUCCUCUGAUCGGCUCGGCCAGCGACCGCUGUACCCUGCGCUGGGGGCGCCGAAGGCCCUUCAUCCUGGCCCUGUGUGUGGGCGUCCUGCUGGGCGUCGCGCUCUUCCUCAACGGCUCGCUCAUAGGUCUUGCUUUAGGAGACGUGCCUAAUAACCAGCCGAUAGGGAUCGUGAUGACGGUGUUGGGGGUGGUGGUGCUGGACUUCUGUGCGGACGCGACCGAGGGUCCCAUACGAGCGUAUCUGCUGGACGUGGCCGACACCGAGGAGCAGGACAUGGCCCUCAACAUCCACGCCUUCUCCUCAGGGCUCGGUGGUGCGGUGGGUUACGCUCUGGGCGGUCUUGACUGGACACACACCUUCUUGGGUCGAACCUUUAAGUCUCAAGAGCAAAUUCUGUUCAUGUUCGCCGCGUUUCUUUUCACGAUCUCCGUGGCUCUGCACCUGUUCAGUAUCGAGGAGCUGCAGUUCAGUCCGCAACAGGACCGUCUGGACGAGGAGGCCGAAACCCAAUCCAGCGUUAAGAUCGCACCGCAGCUCGACAUGAUCCACGAAGACGAGCACCACGGCUAUUACGACACGGACCGGCGAUCGGAGCGCGAGCUCGAUAUGGACUUCUUAGACGUGGAGAUCGUUCGCUGUAAAAGCGACUCCGUUUUAGCGAUGGCCGACGCCACGCUAGACCACUUAGAUCACGAUAUGCUGUUCCUGCGCGAAAUCGAGCCGUCAAUCUUCCAAGAUCGCAUUUCUUCCUAUCACGGGUCUCCGCCGCGCCGAAGCAGCAGCGCCGGGAGUCAAGAGUUCACGCGCGGAAAGUUCAGUCGCUUAUCGGCGUUUUUGCAGCAGGUUGAAAGCGAGGGAGAAGAAGCUCUGCUAAACAAUCAGCUCAACGAAUCGAAAGCUGCUAACGGACAUCCGACGGACCUCAACGGACACGGGCCGCCCGGUUUGCAGACCUCAAGCACUAACGCAUCGAUACGCCGAAGACGCCACACGUUCUACCGACAGUCGUCCUGCACGUUCUCGUACUACGGCCGAGUCGGGUCGCACCGCUACCGCUACCGGCGCGCCAACGCCGCGUUCCUCAUCAAACCGUCCCGCAGCAUGAACGACAUCUACGAGAUGGAGAAGCGCCAGAAGCAGAGGAACGGGCAGAGAGCGAGGCAUCAGAGCGGGAACACCAACUCCAGCGGGGACACGGAGAGCGAGGAGGGCGAGACCGAGACCACCGUCAGGCUCCUGUGGCUGUCCAUGCUGAAGAUGCCCAGAGAACUGUUCAGACUGUGUGUGUGUCACCUCGUCACGUGGUUCGCCAUCAUCGCCGAGGCCGUGUUUUACACCGACUUCAUGGGGCAGGUCAUCUACGAGGGGGACCCUACGGCCCCGCUGAACUCCACGGCCCUUCAUAACUACCACCGCGGGGUCCAGAUGGGCUGCUGGGGGCUGGUGAUCUACGCGGCCACCGCUGCCAUCUGCUCAGCUUUACUGCAGAAGUACCUGGAUAACUUUGACCUCAGCAUAAAGGUCAUCUACAUCCUGGGCACUCUGGGAUUCGCGAUCGGGACGGCCGUAAUGGCAAUCUUCCCGAACGUCUACGUGUCUAUGGUGAUGAUCAGCAGUAUGGGCAUCAUCUCCAUGAGCAUCUCAUACUGUCCGUACGCUCUUCUGGGACAGUAUCAUGAUAUUAAAGAGUACGUCCAGCACAGUCCCGGGAACUCGAAGCGAGGCUUCGGCAUCGACUGUGCCAUCCUGUCGUGUCAGGUGUACAUCUCUCAGAUCCUGGUGGCGUCGGCACUGGGAGCGGUGGUGGACGCGGUGGGGAGCGUGCGGGUCAUUCCCAUGGUGGCGUCCGGCGGAUCCUUCCUGGGGUUCCUGGCGUCCUGCUUCCUCGUCAUCUACCCGGGGUCCAGUCGGGACGGGGAGAAGAAGGCCUUGGCCUCGUCCAGUAAGACUAACGGUGUCACAGAGAAGCCCAGCUUCCUCAAGCUCACUCGCAAAGGCGCCGCAACCACAACCUGCAAAGUGGAGAUUGAAUCCACACUGUGAAUGUGAUCUAACAUUCCCCCACGGACGCUGUUCCCCUUGUUUUUGUUGGUUUGACUGUUUUAGUCACGGUGUUGCGGGUCUCAGGGCUGCAUCUCAGGGCCACCAGGGGGCGACUCUGGGCUGAACUCUUCAAGAGAGAGAGAGAGAAAGCUGUGCUGGUGUCUCUCGCUCUUAAACACAUGCACUUCCCUUGCACACUCACUUUCAUGCAACGCUCAUCCUAAACUAACCUUCUGUAAAGAGUCUUUAAUCAAUCGCUCGAUAACUUUAUCUAGUUCUUUUGCUAUUUUUGUAACUGAUGUCCUGGUGGAGGACGUCAUGAUCACCAAAAGUUGCUCAGUGCAAUAAUAACAGUUGUUUCACUAUAGGCUAAUGGCUUUAUUUUAGUCGUGUUAUGCAGGUGAAAGGGCGAAUCUCACGAAUAUAUGUCAUUUAUUCAUUUCUCAAGAAAAAUACCAGAAAUUCUGUCAAAAAAAAAAAUGAAGGAAAUUUCUAGAAUCUGGACCUUUUUUUUCCAUUGUGACUUCAUGACUAUUUUCAUGACAAUCCAAAAUUGACAUUAUAAAAAAAACCUUGCUUGUUGCUUUAAAAAAAAGAGAAAAAACAAGCAAAAAUCUCAAUAUCAGCGACAAGUUGCAGUCGUUUAUGAUUUAAAAACAAUCUUUAUCCGGUAAUCAUAAAGAUGAAACUGUAUAAUCGGCAUAUUUAAUUGUACUUUACAAAUAUAUUAUUUAGCCUAGUUUAUGUAGGAAAUAUAUAUUUUUGCAUUACUAUGGAGACACACCGGACAUUCAGGAAAACAUGUGUAUAUCGUGGCCACAAAUGAACAAUUUCUUCUCUUGUUAUAGUAAAUCGCACAAUAUAAUUAUUGGUUCCUUUGUAUAAUAUGGUGCACACAUUAUAUCAUAAUAAUUAUGAUUUAGUAAAUCGUGGCCACUGUUAUAAUAAGUCGUUCUGAUGGAACUAAAACAAGGGAACUAAUUAUUACACGAUUUAGAAAAGCGAGGGAACGAAUGAUUAUAUUGUGCGCGUGAUUUACAUAAAGCAAGGGAACGCAUUAUGCCUGGUUCAGAAUAGGCGAUUUUUUUUGUCUGUUUCUAUAGUCGCUGUGUCAGAUUUCGCGAUUUUGACUCUUAAAAUAUUGGCGUGUCGUGGACAAGACACAUGUCCGACUACAUGUUGCUUCCUGACCGGUCAUCGCAUGCCGUCUUUAACGCCGCGCGUGAGGUCAUCGAGAAGGCGAAACUAGUAGCGAGUGACUUCCGGAAACG
Pimephales promelas (fathead minnow) is the source of this 4457-nucleotide messenger RNA. It is a transcript of the gene slc45a4a, whose product is annotated as solute carrier family 45 member 4a. Lineage: Eukaryota; Metazoa; Chordata; Actinopteri; Cypriniformes; Leuciscidae. Gene Ontology annotation, biological process: transmembrane transport. Gene Ontology annotation, cellular component: membrane. Gene Ontology annotation, molecular function: sucrose:proton symporter activity. The record is from RefSeq and is a predicted model, not a curated record.